This is a messenger RNA of Ctenopharyngodon idella (grass carp), 4203 nucleotides long. It is a transcript of the gene dsc2l, whose product is annotated as desmocollin 2 like. Gene Ontology annotation, cellular component: plasma membrane; lamellipodium; postsynaptic specialization membrane. The transcript is spliced from 16 exons. The coding region runs from base 319 to 3000 and encodes 893 amino acids. NCBI's taxonomy places the organism in Eukaryota, Metazoa, Chordata, Actinopteri, Cypriniformes, Xenocyprididae. Gene Ontology annotation, molecular function: calcium ion binding; cadherin binding. Gene Ontology annotation, biological process: regulation of synaptic transmission, glutamatergic; adherens junction organization; homophilic cell-cell adhesion. The record is from RefSeq and is a predicted model, not a curated record.
ACACACACACACACAACCUCCGAGGGAGUUUCAAGGGGCAGUUUGGGGUGGAGUCUAAGCCUUCCAGAGCUUCCCAAGCUAAGGAAGUUAGAAACAAAGCAAAGUUUAACCUGUUUAGUGUACUCACGACUCCCAUUCACCACCAUUGAUACAUAAAGCGAGAGGCUGAGGCGAUGCCACACCCAUAUUAAAGACUUCAAUGGCAUGAGAGCCGCACCGCGCCCACAGGACUUUAUCCGAGCACAUCUGUGAGAUACACGCAGUGUGGUGGAGUCCAGAGAAAUUCAGCUACUGCAGACCACAUACACACACAACAGGAUGUAUGAACGCGCGCUGUUCGCGGUCUGGCUGCUUACUUUGGUGGUGUUUCAGAAGGCUGAGUCUUGUGAGUUGAGGCCUGUUCUUGCUCAGGUUCCUAAGAGACUGCCCGCUGGUUAUGUCAUUUCUGAGGGCACGGAAGAAUUGACCCUCAAACGCUGUGCGGCCAAGCCCGUGACCUUUACUUCCAGUGACCCUGACUUCGCUGUAAAUACAGAUGGAACCAUUAUCACAGUUCGUGGUUUGGUGAUUACAACAAAGCGGUUUUCUGUGCUGGUGCACGACGAGAGCGGUUUGGAUUGGAGGGUGGACGUUAUCCUGUCCUGUAAAGAUGAGGCAUCUCAGAAGUCCAGCAGUGUGGCUCACAAGCGCAUUAAGAGAAGAUGGAGACCGUUGCCUUUUAAUCUUAUUGAGAAUGACAGCCCUCCAUUCCCAAAAGACCUGGAGAUGAUUGCAUCUGAUUCCUCUGUAAAUUACACAGUGCAUUAUGAGAUCAGUGGGCAAGGUGUUACGACAGAACCUGUGGGCCUUUUCCUUCUCAUCAAGGAAACUGGCAUGCUGAGAGUGACCAGGGCCGUCGACCGUGAGCAGUACCCAGAAUUCAGAUUUAUCGCUCGUGUGUUUGACCAAAAUGGCAGGGAAGUUGAUGAAUUUCUGCCCAUCACUGUGAUUGUGGAGGAUAAGAAUGACAACGCCCCUGAGUUCACAGGAGGUCGCGUAUUCACUGUAGAAGAACGGUGCAGGGCAGGUACUUUAAUAGGAAAAGUGAAUGCCACAGAUAAAGAUCUGGCAAAUACCCUCCACACCAAGAUCAAGUUUACUCUGCUCAACGCUACUGACAUGUUCUCUAUUGAUCCUUCUACUGGAGCAUUGACCGCUAAAACCAACACCUUAGACAGAGAGGCUCAGGACAAAGUCUAUGUUAACAUAGAGAUCAGAGAUAUGGGCGGCGCUCCUAAUGGGCUCUUCAACAGAGGAACUGUUGUGAUUAUUCUCACAGAUGUUAAUGAUAACCCUCCUACCUUUAAAGAGAAGUUGUACAAAGCCAAGGUCCAGGAGAACCAAGAAAAUGUGCUAGUUACUAGGAUCCCAGUGGAAGACAAGGAUUUGGUGAACACCUCCAACUGGAAGGCCCUCUUUGAGGUCACCAAAGGAAAUGAAAGUGGACAAUUCAGGAUGGAGACAGACCCCAAAACCAACGAGGGGCUUCUGUAUGUCAUAAAGGGAUUGGAUUUUGAAAAAACUCCAGUGGUGCAGCUGGAAAUUACUGCCCGUAAUGAGGUUCCACUGGUUGGGACUGACGCGACCUGGCUCUCUGUGCCACUCGAGCUCAGUGUGGGAGAUGAAGAUGAAGGACCAGAGUUCAACCCUGCCAUUCUAUAUCUCAAAGUCAAGGAGAAUGUUCCCAAUGGAACCGUCAUUGGAACCUAUAAAGCUCUGGACCCAGAGACCAAGAACAGCAAUGGCAUAAAGUACUAUAAGAUGACUGACCCAGGUAACUGGAUCACUGUGGUGGAGAACACUGGAGAACUGAAAACAGCCAAUACUAUAGACCGAGAAUCACCUUUGGUCCACAACGACAAGUACAACAUAACCAUCAGAGCAGUGGAUGACAGUAAGAAGACAGGAAAGGGGAUGGUAAUCAUCCAGAUCGAAGACGAAAAUGACAACAUGCCUGUGAUUCCCAAUACUGACCUGGUCAUCUGUAAUAAGGGUGAUACGCUGAGCUCAGUUCUGGUUGAAGCUGUGGACCUCGACAAGCCACCUUACUCCACUCCCUUCAUUUUCGAAAUUGGAGCAGAGAAUGAUGGGAAGUGGAAACUGAAGGAUAAAACAGAUUCCUCCGUGGUGCUGGAACAGGCAGUGGUCAUGCCAAACGGUCUCUACACUGUCCCUCUCUUGGUGAAGGAUCUGCAGGGAAUCGGGAAAGAGCAGACCGUGAAUGUGCGAGUGUGCUCCUGUGAAAGAGAGGACAAUGGAGCGGGAAUAUGUGGGGCUCGAAGUGCCUCCACCUCUUUGGGAAAUUUGGGAAUCCUUGCCUUAGUGCUUUCUAGCCUGCUGCUGCUACUGUUAUGUCUGUUACUCAUCUUCAUAUGCAGUACGAAGAGAGACAAGCUGUACAUCAGUGAUGAUACUGGAACAGGAGGAAUGCUGCUGAAAUCCAACACUGAGGCUCCUGGUGAAGAAGUGAAGGACGGAGCUUUGAUGAUUAUUCCUGGUGGAGAUGUAGUGGACGGGUCACUACAGAUCAGCGCCAUGGACAGUAAGAACGUGAAUGCAGGACGUUAUGGGGAUCAGUUUAUCCAGGGAGGUGGUGUGUACAACACCACCACUCAAGAAUUUGGGACAGGAAAGUACUGCACAUCCGGACGCUAUGAUAACAACAUGUAUGGCAACACCGUGUUCAAGAAAUUCUCAAAUACGAGUACUCACGACACAUGGAAAACUAAUGGACACUACUUGGACAGAAAACUGGCUUACUUCGGAGACGAGGAGGAGGGGCGGUACGCGGAUGACAUGCUGAAGACUUAUGGGAAUGAGGGGGCAGGCUCUCUUGCAGGCUCUGUAGGAUGUUGUAGCCUCUUGGGUGAUCAGGAAUCAAUGGACUUUUUGAAUACUCUCGGCCCCAAAUUCAGACCACUGGCUGACGUCUGCUACACAACAAAAAAAAUGGGAAACUGACGUGACUGAGAUAAGAGAGCGCCGUAUGCUGUUUGCCAGAGGCUGUCAAAGAACACUACAACAAAAAAAUCAUGUUCUUAAUCUGUAUUUUUGUCUCAUUUCCCAGUAAAAUAUCUAAACAUCUUUAAAUCAAGAUGAAUUUACUUGAGAGGCAACAUUUUGUAAGACCAUUUUCUGAAUAUUAAGACUGUAUUUUUUGACACAUCUGCAAAAAAUGUUCUUGUUUAAAUGUAAAUCUCAUUAAAUAUGAUUAGAUUUAUGCUCAGCAAUAUAGGGUUAAGGUUACUUUUAAACACAUAAGAUAUAUUCCCUAAAAUAAGUCUUUAAUUUUAGGGAAUAUAUCUUAUGGGGUUAAGGUUAUUUUUAAACAUAUUUCUGAGCAUAAAUCUAAUGUUUAGUUAUUUUUACUGGAAAACAAGACAAAAAUAGUGAUUUAGAAAAUGAUUAUUGCAGUGCAUGUCUUUCUGCUGGAUUAAUCAAGUGCCUGUGUGCGUGUGUGUGUGUGUGUGUGUGUGUGUGUUAACUUUUGUAAGUUAAGUUUUUGAGUGUGUGAAUGAUGGAGUUAAGCUUUUCUAUAAUUGUCUGCUACAUUUUGCUCUGCUUUGCAAUCCUUUCCUCACAGAGCCGAGGAGGGACAGUUUAAAUAUUAGUAUACAGAAGAGACAUUAUUCUCUCCCCGAUCAAUUGCAAUUCUCAGCCGUGUGAAGUAUUAUCUGAGUCUAUAUUUACAAGACCAUGAUGAAGUGUGCUCAUAAACAUUUUUUGGGCAGCGUGUGGAAUUCCGAGCGCUCUUCAGCUCCAAAAGCACUGACACCUGACAUCAACUCUGGACAUUGAACUCAUCUUUAGGCCAUGAUGUAUUACUAGAGUUUUUGUGUUAUUUUCUUACAACUUGCUUAGGAUUUAUUUUUAAUUUCAAUGAAAAGAAACCAAAUAUGUUGUAUGUAAGUCACUUUAUACUUUUAAUGAAGAUGUAGGUGAAAGAAUAGGUAAAAAUUGGGAAAAACUACACUUAGAAGUACCUCUUUUUUAGCUCUAUGAUAUUUCAGUUUUGUUCUGACAGCACAUUUUAAGGUUUUUUUGUUUUGUUUUGUAUUUGUGGUAAACAACUACAUAUCAGAAAUUUAGAGGGUUGUUCUGUUUUUAGAUUUAUUAAAGGGAUGUUCUUUGUAAAUAUUUUAAUAAAAUUGAUUACAGACUUUA